CGUUGAAGCAGCACCACGCUCAUCUCGACCCGCCGUCAAGAUGAAGCUCAACGUUUCCUACCCCAACAAUGGCACGCAGAAGCUGAUCGAGAUCGAAGAUGAGCGCAAGCUGCGCGUCUUCAUGGACCGCCGCAUGGGCCAGGAGGUCCCCGGCGACAGCGUCGGUGACGAGUUCAAGGGCUACAUCUUCAAGAUCACCGGCGGCAACGACAAGCAGGGCUUCCCGAUGAAGCAGGGCGUCAUGCACCCGACCCGUGUGCGCCUCCUCCUGUCCGAUGGCCACUCGUGCUACCGACCCCGUCGAACCGGCGAGCGCAAGAGGAAGUCUGUUCGUGGCUGCAUUGUCGGCAUGGACCUGUCCGUCAUCGCUCUCAGCAUCGUCAAGAAGGGCGACGCCGACAUUCCCGGCGUUACCGACGUUGUGCACCCCAAGCGCCUCGGUCCCAAGCGUGCGACCAAGAUCCGCCGCUUCUUCGGUCUCAGCAAGGAAGAUGAUGUCCGCAAGUUCGUUAUCCGCCGCGAGGUUCAGCCCAAGAAGGAGGGCAAGAAGCCCUACACCAAGGCCCCCAAGAUCCAGCGCCUAGUCACUCCCCAGCGUCUGCAGCACAAGCGACACCGAAUCGCGAUCAAGCGCCGCCGUGCGGAAGCUUCCAAGGAUGCAGCCAACGAGUACGCCCAGAUCCUGCAGAAACGCCUCAGCGAGGCCAAGGCUGCCCACGAGGAGGCGAAGAAGAGGCGGGCAUCUUCGAUGAGGCAUUAGAGGAUGGAUACGAGUGCAUGAGUUUGUGGAAUGGUCCUAUGGCGUCGGCUCGAAAACACGGUGUGGGCUCUCAUCUGAAUGCAACUUCCAGGUUCUUAGGCAUGGGCAUCACGCACUAAGACUGCUCCUCAGGGCAGUUGUUCAUUGAAUCAAGAAAAUGCAUCACCUCAUGAUGUCCUUGCGCCCGCCAAUUGAUUGUAGAAUUGUAAGCUUACCGGCUGGAUACGGCUCGCGUCCCGAGCCGUGUCAUUGUGUGCGUGUAGGGUACUUUUACCAUGGGACUAUGAUCGGAUUCGUGGGACUCCAUCUAGGCACCUCAUUUCCUUCAACAUUGUUUUACCUCUUACAUAUUCUCGCUGAC
This is a messenger RNA of Trematosphaeria pertusa, 1121 nucleotides long. RefSeq names its product 40S ribosomal protein S6-B. Gene Ontology annotation, biological process: translation. The record is from RefSeq and is a predicted model, not a curated record. NCBI's taxonomy places the organism in Eukaryota, Fungi, Ascomycota, Dothideomycetes, Pleosporales, Trematosphaeriaceae. The transcript is spliced from 3 exons. Bases 41 to 760 code for a protein of 239 amino acids. Gene Ontology annotation, cellular component: ribosome. Gene Ontology annotation, molecular function: structural constituent of ribosome.